AAGGGGCACAGCAGUCCUGUCACUGGGGAACCGAGGAGGUCGCUGGGGAUCCACAUCGCAGUCUGUGCCAUGGGGCACUCUGAGCUCCGCAGCCCAGCAGAGCUGCUCCCGCUCCUGGUGCUCGUUCUGCAGCUCUAGCUGGUCUCCAAGAUGCUGCGGGCCAAGCCGCUCCAGAGGUGGUGGAAGAAGUCGAAGCCUCAGACGAGCCUGGCAAGACCCCAUGCUGAGGAGCAGAGCGCACCUGCUUUGCCAUCAGACAGAGGAGUGGAGGAGCCCACUUCAACCCUGGAGAUGUGGGCGAGAGUGGAGGUGUCGUGCAGGGGACGCCUGUCCCCGCGAGCCCCACUGGCCUCCAUGGACUCCCUGGGCUCCCUGUCGAGGAGCAGCUUCUCUUCCCUGGGCUCCCUCUGCUCCUUCCUGGAGCCCUAUCCUGGUGCAAUGGCAGAGCCGGCGGUGCUUGAACAACUGGGACCCUCCUGGACCCCCAAGGCUGUGGAGGAACCAUUGGGGGAGCCAGGACCAGCCCUUGGCCAAGACACCGCACUGGGGCUGACAGUGGGGACAAAGCAAGAUCAGAUCCCCAGGGAUGGCAGGGACAGGGCAUGGAGCCCUGGGGACAGCAAGAACGGGGCAUGGAGCCCUGGAGACAGCAAGGACAGGACACAGAGCCCCAGGGAUGGCAGGGACAGGGUACAGAGCCCCAGGGAUGGCAGGGACAGGACACAGAGCCCCAGAGACAGCAGGGACAGGGCAUGGAGCCCUGGGGACAGCAAGAACGGGACAUGGAGCCCUGGAGACAGCAGGGACAGGACACAGAGCCCCAGGGAUGGCAGGGACAGGGUACAGAGCCCCAAGGAUGGCAGGAACAGGGCAUGGAGCCCUGGGGACAACAGGGACAGAACACAGAGCCCCAGGGAUGGCAGGGACAGGGUACAGAGCCCCAAGGAUGGCAGGAACAGGGCAUGGAGCCCUGGGGACAGCAGGGACAGGACACAGAGCCCCAGAGACAGCAGGGACAGGGCAUGGAGCCCUGAGGACAACAGGGACAGGACACAGAGCCCUGGGAACAGCAAGGACAGGGCAUGGAGCCCUGAGGACAGCAGGAACAGGGCAUGGAGCCCUAGGGACAACAGGGACAGGGCACAGAGCCCCAGGGACAGCAAGGACAGGGCAUGGAGCCCUGAGGACAGCAGCAGCAGGGCAUGGAGCCCUGGGGACAGCAGGGACAGGGCACAGAGCCCCAGGGAUGGCAGAGACAGGGCAUGGAGCCCUGAGGACAGCAGGGACAGGGCACAGAGCCCCAGGGACAGCAGCAACAGGGCAUGGAGCCCUGGGGACAGCAGGGACAGGGCACAGAGCCCCAGGGACAGCAGGAGCAGAGCACAAAGCCCUGUGAAUGUGGAGCCACCCCCCCGCACCCCCCCAGGCAUGGCCACAGACAAGGGGAAGCUCGUCCUGGAGCUCGUCCACACUGUCCGGGCCUUCCAGGCGGUGACCGAGCGGCGCCGCGAGCAGCUGCGGGCAGAGCUGGCCCGGUGGCAGGGAGUGGUGUGUUCCCGCAGCAGGACCCCCCCCAGGGACCCCUCCAUCCCCACUGCCAGGGUGGAUGAGCAAGUCCAGCUGGGGCUGCCGGAGGCCAGAGAGUGUCCCCAGCACCUCGGAGAGGAGCUGCCGUGGGUGGACGUGGACAUGGAUGAUGCUGUGGAUGGUGACGAGGACAAAGAUAAGGGCACAGGUCCAGACAGAAGCAGCUCCAUGGAGCUGGAAAGGAGAAGCCGCAUGGAGUCAGGCAGGAGCAAUCCUGUGGUGCUGAGCAGGAGAAGCCUCAUGGAAGGGAAGAGGAGCAGCCCUGUGGAACCGCAAAGAAGCCACAACACAAGCCCAGGCAGGAGCAGCUCCAUGGAGGUGAACAGUCACAUCUCGGUGGGGCUCAAAUGGAGCAGCCCCGCGGUGCGGGGCAGGAGCACCCCGGCGGAGCCCAGGCCGCGCUGGUGGGUGCCCACGGCCGGGACACGCGGCCGGGUGGCCCCGGGGCUGCGCAGGGCAGGACGGUUCCUGCGGGAGGGCUGCGCCCGGCUGUGGGGCUGGCUGAGGGGCUGGUGGAGACGCCGCUGCCGCCCCCGCGUCUGCUUCUGCAAGCCCCUGUGGUGGCAGCACUGGUCCCAGAAGAGCAACGGGUUCCAUUACUACUGAGGGACUGGGGUGCGGGGCUGGGAACACUCCUAGGACACCCCCCUCCCAUCUGAUUUGUUAAAAUAUUAAAU
Molecule: messenger RNA, 2264 nt
Organism: Columba livia (rock pigeon)
Lineage: Eukaryota; Metazoa; Chordata; Aves; Columbiformes; Columbidae
Exons: 4
Coding region: 151-2193 (680 amino acids)
Source: RefSeq, a predicted model, not a curated record